AUGUCGGACCCCAACUCUCCUCACAACAAAACCCGCGAUACCCCAACUUGGGGUCUCUAUCAGCGGGAGAACUUUUGGAAACUGAAUGAAGGCGAAGUUCCCCAGUUCAAUACUCACCCUGACAAACUUGAGGAGCUUGCCAAGCAGAAGUUAACUUUGAACGGAUGGUACUAUGCAUCUUCGAACGCGGGCCUUUCGCACACCCAUCUCGCUAACCGGCAAGCAUUCUUCCGGCACAAGAUCGUCCCUCGCCAGUUGGUCGAUACCAACGAGCGUUCGACCCGAACCAUUAUUUUCGGCCACGAGGUUUCUGCUCCCUUUGGCAUCGCUCCGAUUGGCAUCAACAAGAUCUACCAUCCACAAGGCGAGCUCCCUGUCGCCAAGGUAGCCGGAGAGCUGGGUAUCCCAUACAGCCUUUCGACGGCUGGGUCCUGUCCCAUUGAGGAAGUCGCCCAAGCCAACGACGCUGGGCGCGCUUCAGCGACCGAAGCUCAGUCCGCAGGCCAAUCAAAGAUCCCAGAGGGCCCUCGUUUCUUUCAGCUUUACAUGCCCCACGAUGACGAACUCACCAUCUCCUUGUUGACGAGGGCUCACGAGUCCGGCUUCACGGCAUGCAUUCUCACUACGGAUACCUGGCAACUGGGAUGGCGACAUGAUGACGUCGCAACGUCGAACUAUGCCUUUUACCGCGGCAUCGGCGCCGAUCUGGGCCUCACUGACCCCGUGUUCCGCAAACGACUCGCGGCCGAGGGCAUCGACCCGCAAAAGGAACCCGAGAAGGCGGCCGCGUUGUGGAUCGAUAAUAUCUGGCACGGCCGCGCGUGGUCCUGGGAUAAGGCCGUGUGGGCGCGCGAGCAGUGGCAGAAGAUCAGUGGCGGCAAGCCGUUUUUGAUCAAGGGCAUCCAGAGGGUCGACGACGCGGAAAAGGCGGCGGAUCUGGGGUUCGAGGGUAUCGUCGUGAGCAAUCAUGCUGGAAGGCAGGUUGAUGGGGCGAUUGCGAGCUUGGAUGCUCUGGAGAAGAUUGCGGAGAGAGUUGGAGAUAGGAUUGUUGUCACGUUCGACAGUGGCGUGAGGGGAGCGGCCGACGUAGUGAAGGCGCUCGCGCUCGGGGCCAAAUUCGUCUUCAUUGGAAGGUUGUGGAUCUGGGGGUUAAGCAUCAUGGGGGAGCACGGGGUAAGGCAUGUGCUCAGGGGUUUGUUAGCGGAUUUGGAUAUCUUGAUGAAUGUGGCCGGGAUUCAGAAGGUGGCGGACAUUGACAGGGACUUGCUUGAGUCGUUACCCAAGUCUUACGGCCUAAUUUCCGAGAAGAGCAAGUUGUAG
Messenger RNA from Colletotrichum orchidophilum, 1320 nucleotides. RefSeq names its product FMN-dependent dehydrogenase. Bases 1 to 1320 code for a protein of 439 amino acids. The transcript has 3 exons. The record is from RefSeq and is a predicted model, not a curated record. Gene Ontology annotation, molecular function: oxidoreductase activity; FMN binding. Lineage: Eukaryota; Fungi; Ascomycota; Sordariomycetes; Glomerellales; Glomerellaceae.